Molecule: messenger RNA, 267 nt
Organism: Penicillium soppii
Lineage: Eukaryota; Fungi; Ascomycota; Eurotiomycetes; Eurotiales; Aspergillaceae
Exons: 2
Coding region: 1-267 (88 amino acids)
Source: RefSeq, a predicted model, not a curated record
AUGGCGGACUUUAGGAAAUAUACACGGAAUGAUCUCAACGCCUGGGAGGCAUUCCUGCAGAAAAUCGAUUCUCGGUCUUUGGACCAACUCCUCCAGGAGGAGAAAUAUGCUCGGGAUAACCGCGAAGAGCUAAAAAGAUGUCUCGGUGAAGCGGCAAAGACCAUCCAUAAGUUUGAUUUCGGCGAAAAUUGGCGGUUCUACUCGAAUAUCAGAGCGCUGAUUAUUUCACUUGCUAGGUGCCUCAGCUACAACAGAUACCCUGUAUAG